UGGGCUUGGUCCCGCCGCUCUGGGCCGGGGGUCCUGCUCCGGGGGAGCUGUUCCCGCUGGCCAUCCCGACCCAGGGCUCCGGGGUCCAGACCGGGGCCGCCAAGCGAACUCUGAGCCCCAUGGUGACGGGCACCUCCGUCCUGGGGCUGAAGUUCGACGGCGGGGUGAUCAUCGCCGCCGACACGCUGGGCUCCUACGGGUCACUGGCCCGAUUCCGCAACCUCUCCAGGAUCAUGAAGGUCAACGACAGCACCGUCCUGGGCUCCUCCGGGGACUAUGCGGACUUCCAGUACCUCAAGCAGGUCCUGGAGCAGAUGGUGAUUGACGAGGACCUUUUGGGCGACGGCCACAGUUACAGCCCGAAGGCCAUUCACUCUUGGCUGACCCGAGUCAUGUACAACCACCGCUCCAAGAUGAAUCCUCUCUGGAACACGGUCGUGAUCGGUGGCUAUUCGCACGGGGAAGGUUUCUUAGGUUACGUCGACAUGCUGGGAGUGGCGUACGAAGCUCCUUCGUUGGCAACCGGAUAUGGGUCUUACGUGGCGCAGCCACUCAUGAGGGACGCCCUGGAGAAGACACCCGUCCUCUCUCAGCAGGCGGCUAGAGCACUCAUUGAGCGUUGCAUGAGGAUCCUCUACUACAGGGACGCCCGCUCGUUCAACCGGUAUGAGAUCACCACCGUAACCGAGAAAGGCGUGGAAGUGGAAGGGCCCCUGUCCUUGGAGACCAACUGGGACAUCGCUCACCUCGUCAGCGGCUUUGAAUGAAAUUGAAGACGUCCUAGGCCAGUUUUGUAUUUGUUGAAGACAGAGCCCCAAAGAAAGCCCUUGUUAUACUAUACUGCAGAAGCCAGCCUUUAAUAAAAAUGGUUGACUGCCUUCUACAACU
This is a messenger RNA of Python bivittatus (Burmese python), 888 nucleotides long. RefSeq names its product proteasome 20S subunit beta 4 (gene PSMB4). Gene Ontology annotation, cellular component: proteasome core complex; cytoplasm. NCBI's taxonomy places the organism in Eukaryota, Metazoa, Chordata, Lepidosauria, Squamata, Pythonidae. The record is from RefSeq and is a predicted model, not a curated record.